AUGCACCUAUCUGUGGAGUCAAAGGAUAUUCGCGGUUUAUGUUUAUUCCUGGAUUUGAUAUUAUUUAAAGGAAUUGCAGUGGAUUACAUGCACUGUGUUUUUCUGGGAGUCACGAAAAUGCUUAUGACGUGGUGGUUUGACAAGACACAUGCGUCUGAAGACGGGAACAUACGUAAACACGUAGAAAAUGUUGACAGUCGCUUGCUAAAUAUAACUCCACCUAAUUGCAUUUCUCGGGCACCAAGAAGUAUUGCAAAGGAUUAUCCUCAUUGGAAAGCUUCAGAGUUUUUUUUAUGGUAUUCCCUGUUUGUGAAACAUUUUGCCUGA
This is a messenger RNA of Porites lobata, 327 nucleotides long. Lineage: Eukaryota; Metazoa; Cnidaria; Anthozoa; Scleractinia; Poritidae. The record is from the annotation of a GenBank genome assembly.